This is a messenger RNA of Actinia tenebrosa (Australian red waratah sea anemone), 1411 nucleotides long. RefSeq lists its product as uncharacterized. Gene Ontology annotation, molecular function: calcium ion binding. Lineage: Eukaryota; Metazoa; Cnidaria; Anthozoa; Actiniaria; Actiniidae. The record is from RefSeq and is a predicted model, not a curated record.
ACUUAUUCAGUACCAAUAAGAAAAUAAAUCCGCUUCUCUGUAUUACUUUGGUUGAUACGGCAAGGACAGCAAGGACCGCGUAAAAAGUAGCCAAAAGUGAGAAUAUCCAUUCGGAUCAUUUCAUACGUCGUUUAAUACAGCUCAGUGGUAGAGUACAAGAAAUAAGAAGAUAUAUAGAAAAGGUUGGCUGUCCCUGACUACAAGCAAUUACGUCCACAGAAUGCGUGAAGUCGUUCGCACUUUGUCCAGUGUAUCGUACCAGUCCUCGGCUAAAGCUCAUGAGUCCCCGCAAGAUUCUUCAUCUACCGAGGACCUCAAAACAAUCGGUCGCUUGAAAGAGGAUGAAUCAAAAAGAACCAGAGCAGACAAUACUAAAGCUUGGCUUCAGGGGCCAUUAUCUCUCUCUAGAAAAGGAUGUCGUUUUGAGUUACCCAUGGACAUGAAACUGUUAGAGAAGCUUACACCACUAGAAUACGUUUCAAACUACUGUCGAAUUAACAGCCGAAGAAAAACACUUUUUAGACAUUACUUCAUGAAGAAUGACAAGGAUAAAGAUGGGAAUGUAAAUCACCGAGAAUUACUAAAAGCACUGCGAGAAUUGUACGCGCAAAGUAUCUCGGUCCAACAGGUUAACGAAAUCCUUCAUUCACUUGGUAUUGAAAAAAUGUGUAAAAAUGUAACACUUAAUAUGUUUCUGGCUAUAGCAGCCUUCUCCGAGAGGUAUCUGUACAGCUUCUUGAACAACACCUCCGAGUAUCAAGAAGAGAAAAGAACGGUGCUUGAGGAAACAGACUUCGGAGCUUUGAGAUGGAAGCUUGAAGGAUGCGCUGUCAGCGACGAAAUGAAGAACAUACUAUGUGUUCUAUAAGAACUAAACAUUUUUCAGUUAAAUAUUUUGCUAUAUCUAUUUAAKUUCUUUAUUGAAAUUGACAGGCAGCCAGGAUUGAUGCCGUCCGAUAGCGCAAUCGAACACAACGUGACUUUUCAUUUGCGUUUUUAAAUCUUUUUAGCUUAAGGGCCCUUUACAAGUAAGGAUGGUAACCCUAUCACCAGGAUACUCUAGCUUCUACAUGGUGUCUCUUUAUAUCUUUUCGUUGUUUCUCCCUGCUCCGUACCCCAGUCUCUGCUCUAAAGGGCUGGUUCUCUCUUCCUCCUUAUGACGCGAUUACGUCACUGCUUGCUUUUCCGGGGGAUUGUGGGAUACAAUUAAAAAUGUGAAAUUUUAGGCUUUCCCAGGCCAGCUAUGACAAAUAGCUCACGAAUCGUAAAUUAUGUAGCUGUUAGUAAAAAUUGGUUUAUAUUCGUUAUCACGCUUAGAAAUAGGCCUUAGAAUACCACAAUAAUUGUUUUAAAAUUUGUAGGAAUUUGGUUAUUGCUAACGCCGGGCUUAUAAAAUAAACUUUUGGUUUAA